Messenger RNA from Myotis daubentonii (Daubenton's bat), 437 nucleotides. RefSeq lists its product as uncharacterized. Gene Ontology annotation, cellular component: cornified envelope. The record is from RefSeq and is a predicted model, not a curated record. NCBI's taxonomy places the organism in Eukaryota, Metazoa, Chordata, Mammalia, Chiroptera, Vespertilionidae.
CCAGGUCAGCUUAGGGCUCCACUUCCCCCUGGGUGGAGCGAGCACAGGCCCUAUAAAGAGGCUGCCUGCCGUGCCACUGCCAUCCUCCCAGCCGCGAGUUCUGAUCUACGCUGAGAACACGGUUUUAAGACUCCAGAAAGAUGUCUUACCAGCAGCAGCAGUGCAAGCAGCCCUGCCAGCCACCUCCCGUGUGCCCACCUAAGUGCCCAGAGCCAUGCCCACCUCCAAAGUGCCCUGAGCCAUGCCCACCACCAAAGUGCCCUGAGCCAUGCCCACCUCCAAAGUGCCCUGAGCCAUGCCCACCUCCAAAGUGCCCUGAGCCAUGCCCACCACCAAAGUGCCCAGAGCCAUGCCCACCUCAGCUGUGCCAGCAGCAAUGCCCACCUGUGCAACCUCCUCCACCAUGCCAGCAGAAGUGCCCACCCAAGAGCAAGUAA